Chara braunii is the source of this 1715-nucleotide messenger RNA. NCBI's taxonomy places the organism in Eukaryota, Viridiplantae, Streptophyta, Charophyceae, Charales, Characeae. The record is from the annotation of a GenBank genome assembly.
UGGCAGCGAUGGAACAACGAUAGCGAUUGCUCAGCGAUGGUGCACCGGUGGACAGCGAUGGCGCAGCGGUGGAGAGCGAUGGCGCAACGAUGGAACAGCGAUGGAACAACGAUAGCGAUGGCGCAGCGAUGGAACAGCGAUAUCGAAGGCAGCGAUAGCGAUGGCAGCGAUAGCGAUGGAGCACCGAUUGAGAGAUGGCGCAGCAAUGGAAGCAACGUUGCCAUGGCAGCUAUGGUACCAGCGUUGCGAUGGCGCAGCGAUGGCCAGCGCUGCGAUGAGAGCGAUGGCGAUUGCCUUUACGAUGGCGGAAACAAGCGUCUUAUAUCGCCAGAGCAAUAUCUCGAUCUCGCGGUGAUGGUGCCGAAAGAACGUCCGGUUCUUCCGCCAGAGCAUGUUUUCUGGCUUCUGCCACCCCGUGAGGGGUCGUCCGGCUUGGCUCAAGAAACUCCAGGUACGGCAGUGGGGCGCAGGAGUCCGAUUCAAGACGCUGGGGGUCGGGUCAAGGGACGCAGCGUUCACACGCAGGUCGGCCAGGAUGCUCCUAGGAACAYGUCGGACUUGCAUUCUCAGGGUACAGGGACUCAACGGGUCGGUACUCCGAAACUUAUCAAGGUUCACUGCAGCGCCGACACGUAUUCGCUUCGAGAUGAGACGAGAAGAGAUUCAAGCAGAUCGGGGCUAGAUGUUGGAGGGAAUGAGGCUGAAGGGAUGGGCGCUGUCCGCGAAAGCUCUGGAGGGGAGCAGACUCCUUCGGAGAAGAAGAGCGAGCGACAAAGGAUGCCGACGAACGAAGAGGGUGGGACGACAAGUAAGAAAGUGAGGAGGCCAGGCGGUUUGACCAUCCGCGAAGGACAUGCCGCGGGUGGAGGAGAUUCGGUUGAUCGAGGCGCUGCGGCUGCGAGAGAACCUUCGGGGAAAUCGAAACGGAAAGUGGCAGCUGAAGAAGGCGAUGGCCAGAAGAAACCUCGAAGGCGGAAGACUGCUGAGGCGGCGAGCGGUGGCGAAGGGCCUGUCAGUCGGGAGUGCGACGAAGCGGCAGCGUUCUGGCUCGAAUACGAGCGGAACGAUGUUGGUGAAAUCGUGGAGGAGCUCCCCGUCCAACUGCUCAUCGACCCCAGGAAGGUCUGCGACAUCUCGCCUCGGGAAAGAUAUUACAACCACCGCAGUCUAAGUCGCGAAACUGUGGAUGACAUCAAGGAUGCGAUGCUGAGUCACUUCCGCGAGAAGAAGAUCUGGACGAAAAACCCUCUCGUUUUGGCACCCAUCUACAAGUCGGUGUYGCGUAGGCCGGAGCAAGCAGACAGGGUUCACAAAGAUGUCUUCAAGCCAGAGGACAAGGACAAGUUCUACUAUUACCCUAUUAACGGACAACACACCGUGGCUACUGUGAGGGAGUUGGAGGGUGAGCAAAUAUUCGAUUUGUGGAAGAUGCACUCGUGGCCAGCGAGAGUAGUGUGGUUCUCUGACCGAGAUUUUGCGGGGUAUAGGCAGGUCAGUCUCAACGAAAACACGAGACACAAGAUGUCUAAGCAGCGGUCGCAGAAGGCCGCGUUCUUGGACAUGCGGGAGGCAUGGGAGAACGAAGGAAGGCCGAUGGCCAUUCAAGGGAACCCUUCUGGCAAGGAGGCCGAAAAACAAAAGUUCUUUGAUUUCCAAAAGCUUAUUUUGGGAUAGAGUCCGAACGGAGCUCACUGGACGUUAGCACAAAAAGAUUC